This is a messenger RNA of Acaromyces ingoldii, 1691 nucleotides long. RefSeq lists its product as hypothetical. NCBI's taxonomy places the organism in Eukaryota, Fungi, Basidiomycota, Exobasidiomycetes, Exobasidiales, Cryptobasidiaceae. The transcript is spliced from 2 exons. The record is from RefSeq and is a predicted model, not a curated record. Bases 28 to 1620 code for a protein of 530 amino acids.
UUGUGAACCACGACGAGAACCGCCGCCAUGGAGGGAGCUUCGCUGCCGGUGCUCCCGCUCGAGAUCCAGCUGGAGGUAUUGCAGCAUCUCUACUACGUCUCACCCUCGUCCUUUGCCAGUGCGGCCCUUGUACUGUCCAGGGCUCACCACCGACACCUUGUCACGCUCCUCUACCGGCACAUCUGUGUGCGCGACCGUGCUGCUCUCGAGGGUCUCGCCAGCACGCUCAUCGCUCGGCCCGAGCUCGCCGCCUGCGUCCGUUCAUUCUUUUUUCAGGGCCCGCAGGGCAGGAAAAGAACAGGAAGGGAGCUGUUGCUCGCCUGGGAGCAGAGCGGCGACGAGGACCAGGCGUCGACAAGCGACGAGGAAGAGGACCAGGAGCCCGAGGCCGUUUACGAUGAAAACGGCUGGUGCGAAGCACGCGGCGAGCUCGAGCCAGGCAUCGAGGGGGAAGGACAAGAAGCGACGUGGGAUGAGCACGAGUCAUUGAUGCAUCUUUGCACCCUCAUCCUGCGCAUAUGCGCCGCCAAUGUCGUCUCCUGCGGCUUUGUUGACUGCGUACCUUGGUUUCUAGCGCCUUAUGAGGGCGGCAACCUCAACUUCCCGCUGCCCCGCUGCCGCGACUUCACUGGCGUCACUGUGGGUCUCUUUGGCCUGCUACCUCAUCUCCAGCGGGAAAAGCAAAGAGUAGAGGGGAGCGACACCAGCCAUGAAGAAGACAAGGUCACCUCUCUGCGGCGUAUCCACCUCAUCGGCGGCGACUUUGGCUCGUUUGCCCUCCAGCGCGUCCUCGUUGCCGCGCCCACGGCAAAGACACUCACCCACCUUCACAUUACCGCACCGACGCUCUAUCGGGUCGAGCAUCAUUCGCAUCUCGUCUCGCACAUCACUCAGCUGCUGCAGUCUAAUGCACGCCUCGAGCGCAUCAGCGUCGCAUUCCUGCGGUGGCAUCGCCCACCGCCGAGACGCAAAGCAACGCGGGCCGGUAACGGAUCCCAGGACAAGACAUUAGACGAGCUGGAACGAAGAAUGCGUGAGCUGAGCAGCGAGACUGCCUCGUCCUCCGCGACAGUCUCUUCGCCCACCACCGCGACAGCCACGGAGCAAGCCACAGGCGAGGACUCGUACGAAAGAAUGCAGCUAAGAGGCGUGUCGAAGAGCAGGAAGAGCCAGAGGGAUCGUAGGCCCGUGUCGGUCGAGCGCUCGCAGCGCCAGUCCGAGGACGAGAGGGUGCAGCUCUGUCGAGAGGCGUACGUCUAUGCGCUCCCGCAAGCCCUCGAAGCGAGCCAGCGCUUCGACGUCGAAGCAAGCAUCGUGGAGCUCCCCUUUGUAGAGGGCUCCCCCGUUGGCUUUGCCGGUUGGAUCCUGACUCAAGGGCAAAGCGAGGCGGCUGCUGCGCAGCUGGGACGUUUGCAGACAGGGCCAGACAAGCAGCGACUGCCAAGGCUCGCCGGCCCAGCCAAGGUCGAAAAGUCUUGGAGAAAGAGGGACUUGAGCCUCCUCCCCGUCAAUGUGGCAGAUGACGGCGCACCUGUCGGGUCUAUUUGGGCUCAAGAAGCCAGCCUCGUCUGGAAGCUCAACCGUGAUGGCGAUGCACAGCUCAUCAAGGGAUCUCUGUAGGCAUCCCCAGGCUCUGUUUCCAGUUUUUAUCAUCAUGUACUACUACAACACACUCCAGCUUGAUGUCAACG